CUGUACAACUAAGAGGUCCAUGAUUCCAAACGAGACCCAAGGUCGAUCGUCGGCAAUCUCGCCCAGUCUUGGCAUCGGAUUCCACGAUCCAUCAUGACGCAAAACGUGCUGCGAGAGCAUCGCACAGCCUCCUGCUCAGCCCUGUUCAGAUGAGAGUUGAGGUAGCAUUGGGCCAUAGCGGGGGACCUUUGGGCUGGGCCUCUCCAAGUUGCGGCAUUCACGGAUCUCGCCAUUAAAGUGAUUCACUAGCACCUCGAGACGCAAUGUUAAGGUACUCAUCAGACUCCGAAGCCAUAGUGUGACCAUGGGGAAAAGGUCUCGCGCCUGCGAAGCCUGCCAAGCUUUGAAGAUCAAGUGUGAAGCCUCGCCAAUCAACCCGAGCGUCUGCGAGAGAUGCACUCGUUCCGGUCUCACCUGCGUACCUGCGGCUAGACGGUGGCAGAAAGACCGAAUCGCCGAGUUGGAGGAGCAGGUCAGCAGUCUGCAGGAGAUAUUGGACGGGGGGUCUUCGAUGCAAGGGCUGUCUGCAUAUGGGGACUCGACAAGGGCAACUUCGGUGCUUUCGACUGCGGAUGGUGAAGGCAUGGCAUUCUCGACAAACGCUGCAUCAUCUGCGUGUGACAGCCUUGCAUUUCUGGAUGCGCGUCUUCAUCACGAUUCCCAACUCCGAUGCCUCGAGGUAUGCUCGACGACCACUAGGCUAUUUUGGUCCAUCAUCCCCUUGGUUGACGGCAGCUCAGCAGAUGGCAGCUCAGCAACAUCACGUCUGCAGUCUAUGAGGACAGAGAUGCCAACUACGCUCCUCGCCAUGUUUGCCUUCGCCAUGUCGCCGACAGAUGCGGGUAUUGGCCAACAAACUCAAGAAGAACUGCGAAAAAAGGUGUUGGAAACUCUCGGUCUAGCUGCCGUCGGUUUCGAGAACCCCUCGCACGAUCUGAUCCAAGCCCUGCUAGUAGCCAGCCUCUGGAUCAGACCCUCUCUUGACGGCAACCACGCCAACUCCAUCCAGCUCGUCAAGCUAGCGCACGACCUCAGCGUGGAACUCGGCUUGGGAGGACCGGCCAUGCAAAGCUCUGCGCCAGCCUACUUCUUCCGCAUACAGGGACCUCUGCCGUUGGAAAUGCAGCAGACUUGGCUGGUAUCAUGGGUGGCUUCGACCAUGGCUGCCAUUGGUAUGAGGAGGACACAUGGAUUUGGCUGGGGCUUGUCACACCAUAAUGCGUUAUGCACAUUGGAGAAGGAGGCUUCGGAUCCUCUGUUCUUGGAGAUACUCCACACUGUGAGGCUUCAUGCCCAGAUAGCCCUUGCCCUGAAGCUCUGCAAUCCUGAUUCGUUUCACGACAUCAACUCUGCCCUUGUGAGGACUACUCAAGCUGAGGCUCGCGACAGACUGGGUGAGCUGAAUAGCAAGGCGCUUGCACAGGAUCCGCAACUUAGCUUCUGGCGUGUGCUGGCUGUCAUCUAUGUCAACGAGCCAGUGCUGCACACCAAGACCAAUAAGGUUCUUUUUGCGGGGCCUCAUGUUGCGGAGAGAAUAGGUGUUCUAGAAUUCGCUCAUCCCAUCGAAGUCACUAGCACGGCCGAGACAGCGCUUCGGACACUUGUGGAGGCCAGUCAACUUGCCAUUAAGCUGGUCCUCCACAUGGAGCCUAGAUUGAUCCUCAGUCUGCCGUCCCUGUGCUUCGGGCCGGCUGUGAGCUAUGUACUCUUUAUCCUCGUCAAAGCAUUCGUUGCAGUAUCAGCGCCAGGGAACACCUACGGCCAAGUGCUAUCCCGUGAUUCUCUCCGCAUCAGAGAGGCAAUAGGCGACCUCAUGGCUGUCAACGCUCUGCUUCUUAAGCUUGAUCCCCAUAUGGGCAAUUGGAACACGAGGAUCAUAGGCUCAGUCGAAUGGAUUGCGGCCUGGUUGGACGACUAUGAGUCGAUGAUAGGGCGGUAUGAGAUGAAUAUGGAAAGGGAAAUCGCCGAGUAA
Ilyonectria robusta is the source of this 1972-nucleotide messenger RNA. RefSeq lists its product as uncharacterized. Gene Ontology annotation, cellular component: nucleus. The transcript has a single exon. Gene Ontology annotation, molecular function: zinc ion binding; DNA-binding transcription factor activity, RNA polymerase II-specific; transcription cis-regulatory region binding. The record is from RefSeq and is a predicted model, not a curated record. NCBI's taxonomy places the organism in Eukaryota, Fungi, Ascomycota, Sordariomycetes, Hypocreales, Nectriaceae. The coding region runs from base 305 to 1972 and encodes 555 amino acids. Gene Ontology annotation, biological process: regulation of DNA-templated transcription.